CUUGUUUGUCCGUUCAUGCAUGUCAUAUCGUGCUACUUAUGUUGAAUAACGUAUGGACACAGGCGACGUCGAGAGGGAUUCGAUUCGGUAAAGGCGGCAAGCACUGGACUUCAUUUUGGAAGCUUCAGACGCUGCCAGGUGCAGUGCAGAUUGCCUUACGGAACAACACCGGCGUCGGUGGCAUUACUGAACGUUGAACUUCUACCAGACGUCUCUACUACAAAUCAGCGGCAGCGUAACUUCACUGAGGCCGCUCACAUCCUCGACCCUGGGUAAUACAGAACAGACAGUGCUUGUCGACGAACCAAGUUUCCUGUCAUAAUUCCAUUUCCUUCCUAGUAGCGGUAUGGCUGGCUUGACGCCCUUGCAAGAACCGCCGAGGUGGAACCACACCCCGGAAGAGGUGAUCCAAUUGAUCAGUGGUGCCAUCGCGAAGCGCAAGGUCAUCAGUGAUGAGGUCGCCGCUCUUUUCCCGGCUGAAUGUAACUUCGACACGGUAUUUGCACGGCUCGCCGACGCAGAGGGACAAUUUGAUGUCGCAACCCAGCCUCUCACAUUCUACCAAAACGUUGCUACGUCCAAAGAGCUCCGCGAUGCUUCCACUCAAGCAGAACAACUUCAGAAACAUUUUGGCAUCGAAGAAUCCAUGCGUCUGGACGUCUUCCAAGCUAAAGUUGCAGCUGAGGAGAACUUGCAUGUUUCUGGUGCCUUUGAGAAGCUUACCAGCGAGCAACAGAGAUUGGUUGAGCAGAUGGUCCUUGAUGGAAAACGCGCUGGGUUGGCUCUUCCGGAAGAGGAGAGAGCCAAGCUCGCGGCUCUCCAAAAGGAGUUAUCGCAGGUGGUCGUAGAAGCAAUGAGAAACUUUAAUGAAGAAGAUGGUUAUCUCAGUUGUACGCGCGAUGAACUCGAAGGUGUCCCGGACGACGUCAUUUCUGGAUAUCUGAAGUGCACAGAGGACGACAAGGAAGUCUACCAUGUGACUUUCAAGACACCUGAUAUUCAACCGGUCUUUGGAUUUGCUAUCAGUCCAGUUAUGCGUCAGAGAGCAUAUGAAGCACACGAGUCUAAAUUGGUGAUAAAUGUUCCUCUUGUUACACGUGUCCUCGACCUUCGCCGCCGCAUAGCUACUAUGUUGGGUUACAAAACAUGGGCAGAUUACAUCACUGAGGUAAAGAUGGUGAAGACUGGUAAUGCUGCACAAGUAUUCGUAGAUCACCUUGAAGCGAAGCUUCGACCCCUUGGUAUCAAAGAACACGAAAUUCUGCUCGCACUAAAGAAAGAGGAACACGAGAAACGUGGCUUGCCCUUCGAUGGAAAAUUUUAUAUUUGGGACCAUGGGUACUACAAUCGUUGUUUCGUCGAGAAGACUCUAAACCUCGACGUCUCCCUCGUGAAAGAGUACUUCCCAGUCUCGGUUGUUGUCUCCACUGUCCUCAGCAUCUAUCAGAACCUGUUAGGUGUCAAAUUUGUGGAGGUAACAGCCGAGAAGAAAGAUGUUUGGCAUGCUGACGUCCAGCAGUUCACCGUGUGGGAAACGGAUGCAAUGAACGAAUCGAGUUUCGUCGGUUACUGUUACCUUGAUCUCUUCCCUCGUUCUGCCAAGUACUCUCAUGCUUCAGUCUACAGCCUUCACCCUGGUUACGAUCUUCCCUCUGGAGCCCGCCAUUAUCCACUUACAGUGAUGGUAGCUAACCUUGCAAAACCUAUGCCUGAGCGCCCUGCACUCAUGCGACAUCAUGAUGUGACGACCUUCUUCCACGAGAUGGGACAUGUGUUUCAUAAUCUCUUGAGUCAGACACGGUACUCCCGUUUCCACGGGACGGCAGUUGCGCUCGAUUUUGGGGAGGCCCCGUCACAAAUGCUCGAGAACUGGUGUUGGGAGCCAGAAGUUCUGAAAAAGAUGUCGAGCCAUUAUAGAACGCAAGAGCCGCUCCCAGCUGGCCUCAUCGAAAAGAUUAUCCAGAGUCGGUACGUGAAUGUUGGGCUAUUCUACCUUCGGCAGCUCUUCCUUGCCAAAUUUGACCUCAAAGUUCAUACCGACAAAGAGCCUGCAGACUACACCAAACUUUGGGCUGAGAUGCGAGAGACGAUAUCCUUCCUCAAAAGUGGGGAACCUCAACCUGGUCAUUGCUCGUUCAGCCACAUCAUACAUGGGUAUGAUGUGGGGUACUAUGGAUAUACCUACUCGUUGGUUUUUGCCACAGAUAUGUACAGAACAGUGUUCAAAAAGGAUCCUCUGGACCCGGUUCUUGGCCAGCUGUAUCGAAAUAAGAUUCUUUUACCGGGUGGAAGCCGAGAUGAGAUGGUGAUGCUCAAUGAUUUUCUUGGUCGACAACCUAAUUCAGAUGCAUUCCUUGAUGAAAUUUUUGGAGUAUCCAGGUCUGGUGCGAACGUAGCUCUGUGAAGGGUAUAUGUGGGCAGCAUAUGGAUGCCUUACUGGUUAGCUUGGGUUGCAUGGAUAGUAGGUUUAGCCCAGUUUAUGAGAAGGGACUAGGAGUGGGUCAUGGAUAACAUUUACAACUAUUAACCCCCACAGCCUGGGAACACAGGAUGUAUUAUUAUUCAGUCGCUUCGCACGCCUAGCUGUGUGCAGGGUGUUGUCAUAGCACUCCUAAGGAUACCUCCAUACCGAGAGCAUUGCUGGUGAAAACA
Messenger RNA from Pisolithus orientalis, 2652 nucleotides. RefSeq names its product mitochondrial endopeptidase. The coding region runs from base 347 to 2404 and encodes 685 amino acids. The transcript is spliced from 16 exons. Gene Ontology annotation, molecular function: metalloendopeptidase activity. NCBI's taxonomy places the organism in Eukaryota, Fungi, Basidiomycota, Agaricomycetes, Boletales, Pisolithaceae. The record is from RefSeq and is a predicted model, not a curated record. Gene Ontology annotation, cellular component: mitochondrial intermembrane space. Gene Ontology annotation, biological process: proteolysis; peptide metabolic process.